Messenger RNA from Coniosporium apollinis CBS 100218, 531 nucleotides. RefSeq lists its product as uncharacterized. NCBI's taxonomy places the organism in Eukaryota, Fungi, Ascomycota, Dothideomycetes. Gene Ontology annotation, cellular component: Golgi apparatus. The record is from RefSeq and is a predicted model, not a curated record. The transcript has a single exon. Bases 1 to 531 code for a protein of 176 amino acids.
AUGUCACGCAUCAACAUACCCAUCGAUGCCCUGACCUCCCGCCUCAACCUCUCUGGCCGCUUCGACAAUGUGCGCUCGCAGUCCAUCACCUCGCGCUUCGCCAACCUGCGGCCCGUCUCCGAGUUUCUCGACUUCAAGCGGGUAUCGAAGCCGCAGAACUUCGGCGAGGUUCAGAGCCGCGUAAACUACAACCUCAGCUACUUUAGCUCAAACUAUGCCGUCGUCUUUGCCAUGCUCAGCGUCUACAGCCUGCUGACCAACUGGACGCUGCUCUUCGUCAUCUUCCUCGUCGUUGGCGGUAUGUACGGCAUCGGGAAACUACAGGGCGCCGAUCUCGAUCUCGGCUUCGUGCGCGCCACUUCCAGCCAGCUGUAUACCGUGCUGGUGUGCGUCGCUGUGCCCACGUUCUUCUUCGCCUCGCCCUUCGCCACCGUCCUCUGGCUCAUCGGCGCCAGCGGCGUAACAAUCCUGGGCCAUGCAGCAUUCAUGGACAAGCCGAUCGAGUCAGCUUUUUCCGAGGAGGCGGUCUAG